This is a messenger RNA of Trichophyton rubrum CBS 118892, 3191 nucleotides long. RefSeq lists its product as uncharacterized. The coding region runs from base 240 to 1460 and encodes 406 amino acids. Gene Ontology annotation, molecular function: L-serine ammonia-lyase activity; pyridoxal phosphate binding; threonine deaminase activity. Lineage: Eukaryota; Fungi; Ascomycota; Eurotiomycetes; Onygenales; Arthrodermataceae. Gene Ontology annotation, biological process: L-serine catabolic process; L-threonine catabolic process. The transcript has a single exon. The record is from RefSeq and is a predicted model, not a curated record.
UCUAUAGAAUACAUAUAUACAUAUACAUAUAUAUAUAUUUCCAUAGAUGUGAAUUCUCAGAUAUCUAAAACUCACAGUUUAUUACAGAAAGAGCAUACCACAGCUCAUUGACACAUUCAGAGGAGGCAUUUCGUAGUAGGUUGUGCAUUUCAGCAUUUGGUAACCACCCCCUUCGCCCGGGAGCUCCCACAUGAGCAUCUACUCGUGGGUUGAGGAUACUAACAGACGGUUAGCUAGAUAUGCCCGCUGUCGAAACUACUCCCAUCACGGGAGUCAAUUAUACUCCAGAGGAGGUCAUUCAUGCCUACCAGGAGAUUCAUGACUUCGUUGAUUGCACGCCGCUUCAUAAAGUUGAAUCCAAUUCUGCCUUAGCAAAAUUCCUCAACACCCGAAUUAGCGAUGCCGUCCCAAACGUUUCGAUUGAGCUAUAUUUCAAGCUCGAGAACCUGCAGCACACAAAUUCUUUCAAGAUUCGUGGUCUCAUGUGCUGCUUAUCGCGAAUGUCCGAUGAGAAGCUUAAAAGGGGAAUUGUGGUGUUCAGUACGGGUAAGUUUCAAACCCUUCUAGUAUGCCCCUCAGAUUGCUUAAGAAUUUCAGCUAGAAGUAAUAUUAACAUCGGCUCGUACGGAGUAGGAAACCAUGCCUUUGCUAGUGGAUAUGCAGCCUCUCUCCUAAGCCGCAUGCGUGGCAUCCAAAUACCAGUGCACGCAUUCAUGCCUCCGACAGCAUCCAAAACCAAAGUCUACCUUGCAGAGUCCCAAGGAGUACAGGUUCAUCUCUCAGGGAAUUCAGUGACAGAGUGCAUGCGCACUGCCGAAGCUUUUGCAGAAUCGCUUGGUACAUCUGUGCUAGCACCAGCCGACGAUUACGAUAUCAUUCGAGGUCAUGGCUCUGUGAGCAUUGAAAUCAUUGACCAAAUGCAGAAGCAAGAGAACUUCGGUGCCACUAAGCCCGAUGCCAUUCUUGUCCCCACAUCGGGUGCCGCGCUGCUUGCAGGAACAGCCGUUUACUGCCAGCCACAUGGCGUUAAUGUGUAUGGCACCGAACCUGCAAAGGGGUCGGCCGAUCUUUUGGCUGGCAGGAAGAGUGGGAAAAGAAGGGAGAUGGUGGACUCCUCAGUCAACACUAUUGCGGAUGGGCUGCGAUCCUGCGUUGCACCCAGAGCUUGGCCCGUCGUCAGCAACAAGACAUAUGUCAGAGAUGUCUUUGGUGUCAACGACGAGCAAAUCCGACAAGCACUUAAGUUUUUCGUUGCUGAGACAAAGACACUCGCCGAGACUUCUGGAGUAGUCCCCCUAGCCGCCUUGCUGUUUUCCGAAGAGUGCAAGGCAGAGCUGGGACGACUAGCCAAUAAUGCAGAGCAUGGCAAGCUGAGGCUGGUAGUGGUCGUUACAGGAGGCAACGUCUCGCUGGAGGCGAUGGUGGAGGUUCUCAUGCUGGAUCCCAGGAAAAACCAGUGAUUGAUCAAGGUGUAAAAAUUAUCUAGUUAGAGCUGACGAAUACUUUCUUGGAAGAAUGGACAAAGAUCUAGACAUUCGAUCCUUUGGUUGAUCUUCGUAACUAUCGUAAGUUAACAUUUAAUUUAUCCGUUAGGCGGUUCGGUUCUUCGAAGGUCAAAAGGAAGAGGGAAAAAAAAAAGAAAUCAAAAAUGUGACAAUUUACUUACAGCCCCUUUCGCCGCUGGAAUGAGUGUAAUCCUUGAACGAUCGUCGCUGAUCUGUUCCGCUGUUGUUCCCAUCCUCAGCAUAUGCUGACGACCGAUGGAUCCGAUUGGAUCCUUUUUAUUCCUGGUGGCUCAGCCAUUUCUCCCUGACAUUUGACUCUCAACUGCAGCUUCGACGCAUGCCCAGAAGCUGUGGAGCUUGUAUGCUGUCAUACCACUUAAGGGCUUAGAGUGGAUGCUUUGUUGUGUUCUCAUGUUCCUGAAGCCCCCGUUGGUAUCUAACCUAACCCUAGAAAAGAAAACUGAAUGUUCCGUUUCUGAUGUAUGGUGGUUAACUAGCUCACCCGCGAUCUUGCUGCGAUUUGUAGUCGGAAAAUUGACGUUUUUGAUAUCCCUAGAGUCGAAGAGCCGCACACGCAGGGUCGUUGUUAGCUUCCGCCUUUGCGUCUGCCGAUGUCGAUUACUUUCAGGGGUAAAGAAAGUAGUCUGACUGACUCGUAGCAAAAAAGCAAAGGAAAUACUCGUGAAUCGUGGCCGGGAAAUCGCGAUGAAACCACUAUGUAUUCGUUUCAGCGUUUAGGGACCGUGGGAUAUACCCGCGAUUUGCCAGCUAGACAAUUCUAGGCAUGCAUGAUAGUUGUAUGCCUCGUAGUGCUUGAAUAGAAUACCCCAGUUCCACUAAGAGGUAAAUUCUUAUACCAGCGUCUCUUCUCUCGGAUGAUUUAGGGGGGAAAGAGUCUAGUCAGGAGAAAGGGGAUGGGGCGUGAAAUCCCGUGAAAUUCAUAAGUCGAUUCUGUUCGCUGAGACUAGAUAGUGAUGUUCGUUCUUGUCGUGAACAUCAUUCUCCUGUGGCGGCGGUAAAAGCGGGUAUUGUCUCUGUUCGUGACGUCGAUCAUUGGGGGUUGCAAAAUUAUUAACAAGCGUAGUAUCAUUCUAACCAUUUUGAUAAUUCUGCUGUAUCUAGUCUGUUAUCUCGCAGCUGCAUAAGCUUAAAUUUGCAAAAUAAAUAGUGAAUGCGCCCUGCAGAGAUCACUCAGUAUCCUGUAUAGCCGCCCGGGGGAAAGUUGGCAUUGCCGUACGGGCAUCAAGCUCUCGUAUAGCCAACUCAGACUCGACUAUCUUGGACAACCGCAUCGGUUAUUGUUCUGCACUGUCGGGAUGAUGAGAAUGCCGAUAUGUAUUGGCAGGAGUAUAUGCAUUGGCACUCAACUCUGUGUCUCACGGGGGAAAUAUAUGGUGUUAAGCGUACAGAAGAAUUCAUAUAGAUCUGCAAGCUCAGGUGUAAAUAUCGCGAUAGACACAAAUUAUUUCAAGGAUAUUCCAAUAUAGUGCUGGAGUGUACCAGAUCAAAUCUAGCUGUUCUGAACAGUGGAAGGACUCUUGCUACCAAGAAUGAAGGUAAGUAAUGCCUGAUCGAUGUCAAAGAAAAGCCAGAUAAUGAGAUACUCGCUGCCGACCUCUGAUAACAACGAUCAGGGCUCUUCAUAAGACACCGAGCUUGCCACAGUAGCCCUGACCGGGAGGCGAC